Molecule: messenger RNA, 2724 nt
Organism: Quercus lobata
Lineage: Eukaryota; Viridiplantae; Streptophyta; Magnoliopsida; Fagales; Fagaceae
Product: pre-mRNA-processing factor 17-like
Exons: 3
Coding region: 626-2407 (593 amino acids)
Biological process (GO): mRNA splicing, via spliceosome
Cellular component (GO): catalytic step 2 spliceosome
Molecular function (GO): protein binding; mRNA binding
Source: RefSeq, a predicted model, not a curated record
UUAUACAACCUUUGUUCAGAGAAAAACCCCUAAUCCAAGUUCCAAAGAAGUUAGGAUUAGAAAAUCCCAAUCCCAAUCCGAUUAGAAAUAUUUCCACGGAAUACCGAAUAUGUGAAGAAAAAAUUCUCAAUUCAAAGUUAAUGGAUUUCUUGAUUGUAUAAGAAGACAGGUAAUUCUUGCUGCUUGAAACUCCAAAACAUUCGUUUAUAUAUAGACCAAACCAACAAGCGCCGCUCAUGAACCAAAAAAAUAAAUCUAUCUAGCAAAAAUGCCAACCCAAUUUUUUUUUUAAAAACCCAUUAACACUUUUAACCCUAGAAACCGAUUCAGAUUAAAAAAAAAAGUGAGAGAGAGAAAGUCGAGAGAGUCAGAGACCGAGAGAGAGUGAUUGGAGUGGAGAGAUUGAGAGAGAAUACUGAGUACUGACUGGAGUCAGCGGUCAGCCACGGCGCCGCACAGACCGUCAGCAUCACGCCGCCUAGCCUCAGCCGCCACAGACCCACGUCGCUGACACUGCCCUUAGCGCCUCCGGAUAUUGGUAUCGAUUCUCACCACCACAUUGGAAAUAUUAAUUUUUGUUGGCUGAUUCAAUCUCAAAGUUCUCAAUCCACAUUAAUUUCUCUCAAUGGAUCUCCUCCAAAUCUACAAAGACCGAAAUGAUGAUGAAAUAGACAAAGUAGAGGACCAAUUCCAAGACCCUAAUUCCACUGCAUCAUCCCCUGAGGCCUCCCCACCGCGCCUUCUUCCCGCCAAGUUUGCAGCACCAAAGGUCGAUGAAACCAUGUUGGCCCCCAUGGUGGCUCAAGCCUACCAAGCACAGUUGAGGCCAAUAGACCCACUCCAGCAUGUUGUUGCCUUUAACCCCACCUAUGAACAGCUCUGGGCCCCCAUUGUUGGCCCAGCCCACCCAUACACCAAGGACGGCAUUGCCCAGGGCAUGCGCAACCACAAGCUCGGCUUUGUCGAGGAUGCCUCCAUUGAACCUUUCAUCUUCGACGAGCAGUACUAUACUUUCCACAAGUAUGGCUAUGCCUAUGCCCCUGACCCCUCAGCCUCCGCUGGCAACAAUUACGUCGGUGAUCUUGAUGCCUUGCAAAAGAAUGAUGCCAUCUCUGUCUACAACAUCCCACAGCAUGAGCAGAAGAAGAGGAAGAUUGAAAAGAAGGAAAUAGAGGAGGAAGGUAAUGGCCACAAAGAAAACCUCAAUACGGUUGAGCUUCAGAAUCCAGCCAGUGACACUUGGUUGAUGAAGAAUAGGAAGAGUCCGUGGGCAGGCAAGAAGGAAGGGUUACAAACAGAAUUGACGGAAGAGCAGAAGAAGUAUGCAGAGGAGUAUGCUAAGAAGAAGGGUGAGGAGAGAGAGAGAGGUGGUGAAAAGGGAGAGAUUCUUCCAGAUAAGAGUACAUUCCAUGGUAAGGAAGAGAGAGAUUAUCAAGGAAGGUCUUGGAUUGCGCCUCCCAAGGAUGCCAAGGCCAACAACAAUCAUUGUUAUGUACCAAAGAGAUUGGUGCACACUUGGAGUGGCCACAUGAAGGGCGUGUCUGCUAUAAGGUUCUUCCCGAAACAGGGGCAUUUGAUAUUGUCAGCAGGGAUGGAUACAAAGGUGAAAAUUUGGGAUGUGUUCAAUUCGGGCAAAUGCAUGAGGACCUACAUGGGUCACUCCAAGGCAGUUAGGGAUAUUUGGUUUUGCAAUGACGGGACAAAGUUUUUAACUGCUGGGUAUGAUAAGAAUAUCAAGUACUGGGACACAGAGACAGGGCAAGUGAUAUCAACUUUUAGUACCGGAAAGAUUCCAUAUGUGGUCAGGCUUAAUCCAGACGAUGAUAAGCAGAACAUUUUGUUGGCGGGGAUGAGUGAUAAGAAGAUUGUUCAGUGGUAUAUGAAUACUGGACAGGUUACGCAAGAGUAUGAUCAACAUUUGGGGGCCGUGAAUACCAUUACGUUUGUUGAUAAUAACAGGAGGUUUGUGACUUCGAGCGAUGACAAGUCGCUUCGAGUAUGGGAAUUUGGGAUUCCUGUGGUUAUAAAGUAUAUUAGUGAGCCUGAUAUGCAUUCUAUGCCAUCCAUUUCACUUCAUCCCAGUACAAAUUAUCUUGCCGCACAGAGUUUGGACAAUCGGAUUCUUACGUAUAGCACGAGGGACAGGUUUCAGCUCAAUAAGGAGAAGAGAUUUUCCGGGCACAUUGUGGCAGGGUAUGCUUGCCAAGUCAAUUUCUCGCCAGAUGGCCGGUUUAUUAUGUCAGGAGAUGGUGAGGGUAAAUGCUGGUUUUGGGAUUGGGAGACACGCAAUGUUUCCAGAAAACUCAAGUGUCAUGAGGGAGUGUGCAUUGGGUGUGAGUGGCACCCAUUGGAACAAAGCAAGGUAGCAACUUGUGGCUGGGAUGGAUUGAUUAAGUACUGGGACUAGUUGCUUCUCUGCUCUAUGUUGCAAGGUGCGGAUAUCAUGUGAUGAACCUGUCUUUGGCCCACGGACUCCCACACAUUUAUUCUUCAGCGCCGCAGAAUCCCUAUCAACCUCCUUCUAGUCCCUGCUUCCCUUGUGGUACUUGUAGUUGUAGGUAUCACCCCGCUUUGGAAAAUAACCGACUUUGGUUAGGCACAUUGCAAAUUGAUUUUUUCCAAGGGUUGAUUUUGACCAUCUCUCGUGGGAAGUCUUGGUCAGCUGGCCUGUUGCAAGGUUAAAUAGAUUUAGGGUCCGUUUGGAUUGAGCUUAUUGUUGCUGAA